GCGCGGUUUGGGAUCAAAGCCAACCGCCAUCAGGGGUUGGGUCCCCACCUCCCAUACCGUCUUCUCCGAGUCUGAGGCUGCGGAUCCGAAGCUACGAGCUCGAAAUCCACUCUGUGCUUAGAAGCUUUGAGUAAGAGAGAGAGAGAACGAGGGAAAGGAAUUGGGUACGUCUCUACACAGCUCGAAUUGGAAGGGGAGGAGCUAAUUCUUGGCUAGGGUUUGGAUCUUGGUUCGUGAUCUCACAGAUCCAAUCCUGUUUGUUUAUGUGAAGAAUUGUGUGUAUAGAGCUAUCGAUUGCGUGGUUAAUGAUCGAAGACAGGAUGGAAUUUAGGGACAGUGUGAUGCUUUGUACAAAGUGAGAGUUGGGUUUUCGUUUGUUGAUCGGAGGGAAGCAUGGCGCAGAGUAAUUGGGAAGCGGAUAAAAUGCUUGAUGUCUAUAUAUAUGAUUAUCUGCUGAAGAGGAAUCUGCAGAAUACUGCGAAAGCAUUCAUGACGGAGGGAAAGGUUGCCCCAGAUCCAGUAGCAAUAGAUGCGCCUGGUGGGUUUCUUUUUGAGUGGUGGUCUGUAUUUUGGGAUAUCUUCAUUGCCAGAACAAAUGAAAAGCACUCAGAAGUUGCGGCGGCAUAUAUAGAGGCUCAGCAACUUAAAGCAAGGGAGCAGCAACAACAGCUGCAGAUGCAGCAAUUUCAGUUCAUGCAGCAGCGACAAGCGCAAUUACAAAGAAAUAACUCUGGUCAUCCUUCUCUGAGUGCCCCUGUGAAUGCGCUGAACUCGGAUGGAAUCACAGGUGGAUCGGCGGCCAGUGUGCUGGCUGCAAAGAUGUAUGAAGAGCGUUUAAAGCAUUCUCCAUCUAUGGAUUCUGAGACAUCCAAUCAGCUCCUUGAUCCUAAUCGAAUGGCUCUUCUUAAGUCACCGACUGGUCAUCCAGGGCAGCUAGUCCAAGGUAAUGCUGGAGCAUUUCCACAAAUUCAAGCAAGAAGUCAACAGACAAAUGAUAUUAAAUGUGAUGGGAACUUGGCUGCGGCUCAGCGUUCUUUGCCAAUGGACCAUUCAUCAAUAUAUGGUCAGGGUAUAAUACAGUCAAAAUCUGGAUUAUCAGGUCCUGGGUUGAAUCAAGGUGUAAGUGGUCUUCCUUUGAAGGGCUGGCCUUUGACUGGAAUAGAUCAAAUGCGUCCGAGUUUAAAUCCACAAAUGCAGAAGCCUUAUCUGUCAACGCAAUCUCAAUUUCAGCUUUUGUCACCACAACAGCAACAACAAUACUUGGCCCAAGCCCAGGCUCAAGGAAGUCUUGGAAAUACUCCUAAUUAUGGAGAUAUGGAUCCACGGAGAUUAAGAAAUUUACCGAGGGGGAACUUGAAUGGAAAAGAUGGUCAACCUGCUGUGACUGAUGGCUUAGUAGGUUCCCCUAUGCAAGCAAGUUCACCGAAAGUUAGACCAGAUCAGGCUGAAUAUAUUAUGAAGAUGAAGGCAGCCCAGCCACAGGAACAACUGCAGCAGCAACAACAAUUACAGCAGAACAACAGAAAAAGAAAACAAACUACUUCAUCAGGAGCAGCAAAUAGUACUGGAACAGGAAAUACUUUGGGCCCUUCUAAUUCCCAACCAUCAACACCAUCCACGCAUACAACAGGUGAAGGUGUUACAAUGGCUGGAAACAUACAGCAUGUUAACAACUUAACAAAAGGUUUAAUGAUUUACGGCACGGAUGCUACAGCUGGGCUCGCUGCAUCUUCUAAUCAAAUGGAUGACUUGGAGCAUUUUGCGGAUGUUGGUUCUUUGGAUGAUCAUGUAGAGUCAUUUCUUUCUAAUGAUGAUGGAGAUGGUAGAGAUAUUUUUGCUGCAUUAAAACGAAGUCCUGUAGAACACAACCCAGAACCUUCAAAGGGGUUUACAUUCAAUGAUGUCGGUUGCAUACGAACGAGCAACAGCAAAGUUGUCUGUUGCCACUUUUCUACAGAUGGGAAAUUGCUUGCCAGUGCCGGACAUGAAAAGAAGGUAGUGCUAUGGAACAUGGAUACCCUGCAAACGGAGACCACUUCAGAAGAACACACACUUAUUAUCACUGAUGUUCGCUUCAGACCUGGCUUACUGCAAUUGGCGACAUCUUCUUUUGAUAGAACUGUGCGGCUGUGGAAUGCAGCAGAUCCUAGCUAUAGUUUGCACACAUUUACUGGACACAAUUAUGAAGUGACAUCUUUGGAUUUCCAUCCAAAGAAAACUGACGUUUUAUGCUCUUGUGACGGCAAUGGGGAGAUUCGAUACUGGAAUGUUAACCAAUAUUCGUGCUCUCGUUUUUCGAAGGGCGCAACAGCACAGGUGAGAUUUCAGCCUCGUAUUGGACAGUUUCUCGCUGCAGCUGCCGAAAAUGUGGUGAAUAUUUUUGAUGUCGAGACCGAUAGAAAGAUGCGAACAUUACAAGGGCAUGGUAAAGAGAUACACUGUGUUUGCUGGGAUACGAAGGGGGAUUUCCUGGCUUCUGUUAGUCAGGAUUGUGUAAAAGUGUGGUCAAUGACAUCAGGAGAUUGUAUUCAUGAGCUGGGCUCCAAUGGGAAUAAAUUUCAUUCAUGUGUUUUUCAUCCCAGCUAUCCGAACCUACUGGUUAUCGGAGGAUAUCAGUCCUUGGAAUUAUGGGAUAUGAUUGAGAAACAGACCAUGACAGUCCCGGCUCAUGAUGGCAUCAUCCCUGCAUUAGCUCAGUCACCCUUAACUGGAAUGGUUGCCUCAGCUAGCCAUGAUAAAUCUGUUAAAUUAUGGAAAUAAGAUGAAUCUCUCUCACCAGCAGAGUCAUUCAGAUAAAAGAUUUGACAUAAGCAAUAAUAAUGAUCGUGAUCAUUUUUUCUUUCCUCUUAAACUUUGGGUUGGUUGGUCUCCAGAGAAGGAAUAAAGUUUGGAAAAUAGAGAAAUGAGUUUGUUGGUGGCACUGAACAAGCAGCUUUUGGUUCUUCCUGAUAUUGUACGCUGUGCAAGGAUGAUGUCAAGUCAAUGCUUAGCUUGUAGUUAUCAGAAACAAAGGCUCAAGGCUUUUUCUUUUUUGUCCUCUGAAACCCCAACCCCUUUUUAUUUCAUAAAAUAUUUGUAUAUGUAAGAAGUUAUUAUGAGAAUUAAUUUGAACUUGAUGGGACUUUUUAGUGAGAUAAAGUAUGGAUUUAGUGCUUUGGAUAAUUUAAUAAAAUCUAGUUU
Molecule: messenger RNA, 3180 nt
Organism: Phalaenopsis equestris
Lineage: Eukaryota; Viridiplantae; Streptophyta; Magnoliopsida; Asparagales; Orchidaceae
Product: transcriptional corepressor LEUNIG_HOMOLOG
Exons: 18
Coding region: 394-2760 (788 amino acids)
Molecular function (GO): transcription corepressor activity; protein binding
Source: RefSeq, a predicted model, not a curated record